Messenger RNA from Colletotrichum truncatum, 246 nucleotides. Its product is annotated as nacht and ankyrin domain protein. Gene Ontology annotation, biological process: nucleoside metabolic process. Gene Ontology annotation, molecular function: catalytic activity. The record is from RefSeq and is a predicted model, not a curated record. Lineage: Eukaryota; Fungi; Ascomycota; Sordariomycetes; Glomerellales; Glomerellaceae.
AUGGAGGCAGCUAGAUUGAUGGACAACUUUCCCUGCAUACCAGUUCGAGGGAUCUGUGACUAUGUUGAUUCGCACAAGAAUGAGGAGUGGCAGAAUUAUGCUGCAGCUACUGCAGCUGUCUGCGCGAAAGAUCCAAUUUCUGUUCUUAAUUCGAGUGCAUCUGAUGAAGCUUCUGCUGCAAUAAACCCAAUGGCCUCCGUCGAAAGUGGUAUGCAUCAUUCUUUUCACUCUUCAGACGAUUGCUAA